Drosophila yakuba is the source of this 569-nucleotide messenger RNA. RefSeq names its product general odorant-binding protein 56d (gene Obp56i). The transcript is spliced from 2 exons. The record is from RefSeq and is a predicted model, not a curated record. The coding region runs from base 54 to 476 and encodes 140 amino acids. Lineage: Eukaryota; Metazoa; Arthropoda; Insecta; Diptera; Drosophilidae. Gene Ontology annotation, molecular function: odorant binding.
AUUUACUACACAGCAUUGGCAGGAGAUACUAGUUAGAGCUACCCUGCUGUAAAAUGCAUUUGUUGGUCUGCUCCACAUUAUUGUUAGUCGUUGGCACUUUACCAACGGGCUUAGUACAAGCUGGUCCAAUCAAGGAACAAUGCUUGGCGUAUUCGGGAGUCACAGCACAUGAUGUUGCGGAUCGUUAUGUGAACGACGAUCCUGGCGUUAGUGUGAAGUGCUUUUUCCGCUGUUUUUUUGAAAAAAUUGGCAUUAUGGCCGAUAACAAGAUAAUACCUGGAGCUUUUGGGCGAGUUGUAGGUCAUUUAAUUACCGAGGAAGGCGUACAGCGAAUGGACGAGACUUGUAAUUUGUUUGAGAGCGAAACAAGCGAUGAAGACUCUUGCGAAUUCGCCUGGCAAAUAACUGUGUGCUACGAAGGACUAAAAAUGUCAGAUGCUCGGCAUGAGCUAAAAGCUCGAAUGCGCAGAGAAUAAUUUGCUACUAAUAUCAAUUUUUAUAUUGCUUAAAAUUCGAACUAAUAAAUAAGGCUCGUGAGUUCACUUGAUUUCCCGAAACUAAAAUACUAA